Drosophila obscura is the source of this 1009-nucleotide messenger RNA. Its product is annotated as probable chitinase 10. The coding region runs from base 8 to 871 and encodes 287 amino acids. NCBI's taxonomy places the organism in Eukaryota, Metazoa, Arthropoda, Insecta, Diptera, Drosophilidae. Gene Ontology annotation, molecular function: chitin binding. The record is from RefSeq and is a predicted model, not a curated record. The transcript has 2 exons. Gene Ontology annotation, cellular component: extracellular region.
ACGCAAUAUGAAGCUCCUAGGACUACUUUGGACCCUUUGCGUUCUACAUAAAACAUCUCUGGCUCGACUUCAAGACGGUUUCUCGUUUAAGACAUCCAUAUGUGAUGGUAAGAACGGGGGCCUUUUGCCCAUGUAUGGAACGUGUAGGGGCUAUUAUGUGUGUCUUGAUGGGAGCGCUGUAAUUGGAUCCUGCGACGGUAGCACUUUGUUUAAUCCCAAAACUUUACAUUGCGAUGAUGCCAUAGACGUGGACUGCAUAUUCGAGACCAAGCUAAAUGAUUACAGCGAUGGAUCGAGCUCGGCCAGUGAGGAGGAUGAGGAGCCACCGAAAAUCGAUAUUCCACCCACGCGGCGACCGUCAAAGCAGCAGAGACCGAGACCUGUGGCACAACAAACUUUGGACACAUUUAUCAGCAGAGUGUGCGCUGGUAAGAAGGAUGGUGUGACCCUGGCAAAAGAAGGCUCUUGCAGUGAGUACUUUGUGUGCGAGUCAAAGCAGCCGCAUCUUCGCGUCUGUCCCAGCAAUCAGCAUUUUAGUCCCACUCGUCGGAUCUGUAUGAAGCCGAGAGACGCCAAGUGCCUGGUGAGCCAGGAAGAUCGUCGCCUAGAGGAACCAGCCACAUCCGCCGGGGUCUGCCCCGAGGAAAAGGAGAACUCUUUGGUUGCCCAUCAGAAAGAUUGUGGAAAGUUUUUACUCUGCAGCAAUAUGAUGUUCCUGGAAAUGGAUUGUCCCACAGGCCUACAUUUUAAUUCCAAAACGUUGCGGUGCGACUAUCCCAAGAUUGCAAAUUGUCAGGUGAAGCAAACAGGAAAUAAAGCUGCUUCAAAGAAAAAAAAUUCAGCACGUAAACCCAAAAAUCGUCCCUUGUAACAAUUUCAUGCAAAUAAAAUAAAUUUCGUAUAUGUAAGUCAUCACAUAUUUUCAUACUACGGAUAAUCUAUUCCUAUCUCCUCAUAGCAUGCACGUCGAUAAGGCCAAAGCUCGACAAUUACUGUUAGCUUAAUAGAA